This is a messenger RNA of Syngnathus typhle (broad-nosed pipefish), 4467 nucleotides long. It is a transcript of the gene map3k22, whose product is annotated as mitogen-activated protein kinase kinase kinase 22. Gene Ontology annotation, molecular function: ATP binding; protein kinase activity; protein binding. The transcript is spliced from 18 exons. Lineage: Eukaryota; Metazoa; Chordata; Actinopteri; Syngnathiformes; Syngnathidae. The record is from RefSeq and is a predicted model, not a curated record. The coding region runs from base 462 to 2345 and encodes 627 amino acids. Gene Ontology annotation, biological process: protein phosphorylation.
UUCUGACGCGCGUCCUCUCCACCGUCGCCGCUGCUUUUGCUCGUGUAGUCUGUACGGAGGUUGCGCGACGGUGGGAGAAAGUUUUCCCCGGAGAAACAUCAACAUUAGCGGUGCUGGAAACCACGAAGCCUCGGUUGUGGAUGUUCCAAGUGGAUGAAAGCCUUCGUUUGUCAUACCAGCCUCUCGGUUUUGCGGAUAUCAGAGCGCUGUCUUUUUCUUUCUCCGUAUCAAGAUUUGCUCAGCAUCAGUUGGGAUUUUUUUUUUUUUUAUGUCGCUCUUUUUGAUUUAAUCUUUAUUUGUGAUUAUUUUCUUUUAUCUGGGAUAUCACACUCCCCCCUUACUCCACUCGUCCUGCAAGACACAUUCAAAGCAUGGAAACGCCGAGGUAACAAGGGUGAAGUGUCCGCCGCCGGCCGAGAGAAGUUGAGCUCCGUGCUCAAGUUCAUCGGGGCCACUUCCUGAUGAUGACAGUAAACAUGGAUGACGGUCUCCAAAAUGGACUCCGACAGCCCAGGAAUUUACAAGAUGACGAAGAGGCACUCAACUCCAUCAUGAAGGACCUCGCUGCCCUGGGUUCCUGCUACACUCAGCACAACAGCCACAAGCCCAAGAGCAGAACUUUGCUGUACAAGCAGGAUUUAAGAGUCAAGCUGGAGCAUGAGAGAGAAAAACGGAUCAUUCCAUUCCAGAGGCCACUGAAGAUCAAGGAGCUCCUCCUAAAAGUGACCGAGGCCUUUGGUCAGCAGAUGGACAUGUUCUUCAUGGAGAAAGAGCUGCUGCUGCCACUCAAGAGCCAGGAGGACCUGGACCAGGCCGUGUUUUCUCUCGGCUCCAGCACGGUGACCAACGGUCUGCUCAGGAUAUUGCUGAAGACCCCCAAGAACAACCAUUACCUUCAGGUGAACAGCAGGGACAAGCAAAGCGAGAUGAGGUCGUCGCGGUCACUCGGGGAUCUGAAAGGCUCGCUGCUGAAGGGCUCGGAAAGGGUGCGCAAACACUCCACAGGUUCCCUCCACACAGGUCGGACAUCACCUCCCCCAGGGAGCGUCCCUGAGGAACAGCAGCAAAUUGCUCGCCAGGGCUCCUACACAAGUAUCCACAGUGAGGGAGAGUUCAUCCCCGAAAUGCAAGACCCCAAUAUGCUGGAUCCCUUCGGGAGUGCCGGCAACUCGCUGUCGAGCAGCUGUCAAUCCAUCGACCAAGCCCUUGACAGCCCGCCUUUCUCGCAGAACAACCGUGACAACAAUUACCUGAACCUCAGCUACGAAUACAAAGGUCGCCAUGGGAAAGGCGGGACUUUUCCUCGCCAGUUCCAGUUACCCAAUCGGAGCAAAGACUACGGCGAUCGUCGCAGGACACUUCCUCGCAGCUUCAUGCCUCAGGAAAACCUGUUCCAGCUGGUUCCCUCCAGCCGCACCCGCAGCUACAACAGCGACGGCGGCGGCGGCCUCCAGUACGGAGAGUUGAGGAGUCUCGGUCGCAACGCAGACAAGAGCUGCCAGCGCGGCACGGCCAAGUCCCCGCGAGCGCCAGUCAACUGGCGGCAGGGAAAGCUGCUGGGACGCGGCGCAUUUGGGGAAGUCUACCUGUGCUAUGACGCUGACACGGGCCGCGAGCUGGCUGCCAAGCAGGUGCCCUUUGACCCUGACUGUCAGGAAACUAGUAAGGAGGUGAACGCUCUGGAGUGCGAGAUCCAGCUGCUGAAGAACCUGCGUCACGACAGAAUCGUGCAGUACUACGGCUGCCUGCGGGACAUGGAGCAGAGGAAGCUCACCAUUUUCGUGGAGUUCAUGCCCGGGGGUUCGAUAAAGGACCAGCUGAAGGCCUACGGGGCUUUGACGGAGAAAGUGACGAGGAGGUACAGCCGGCAGAUCCUGCAAGGCGUUUCCUACCUGCACAGCAACAUGAUCGUUCACAGAGACAUCAAAGGUGCCAACAUCCUGAGGGAUUCCUCCGGUAACGUGAAGCUGGGAGACUUCGGGGCCAGCAAACGUAUCCAGACCAUCUGCAUGUCCGGCACGGGCAUCAAAUCUGUCACCGGCACACCCUACUGGAUGAGCCCGGAAGUCAUCAACGGCGAGGGAUACGGACGCAAGGCCGACGUCUGGAGUGUGGCGUGCACCGUGGUUGAGAUGCUGACCCAGAAACCCCCUUGGGCUGAGUAUGAGGCCAUGGCGGCCAUCUUCAAGAUCGCCACGCAACCCACCAAACCCGCGCUGCCAGAGUGCGUGUCCGACGCCUGCCGGGACUUCCUGCGCCAGGUCUUUGUCGAGGAGAAGUGGCGGCCCACCGCCGACAUCCUGCUCGGACACCCGUUCGUCCAGGGGGCCUUCGGCCCCAAAUGACCUGGCGCCCUGACCACCAACCAAGAGUGAGCACUUAGCGGCAGAGAGCUUUUUGGGGUCACUGUGCUAUCUUAUCUUAGCGGCAGAGCAGCUGUGAUUGGCUGUGGUAUGCGUACUGUAAACGCCACAUGUUCGCCUCUGUUAGCAGGCGAUAUUUUUAUACGACAACGUCCUGUUUUUCGUCAUAGAAGCCUUACGAUAAAACUGGAGCCUCGCCUAUAUCAUGAAAUGGCUGCGUCGGAGCUGCAACAUGGCAUAUAAACAAAAGUGAGAUCAUCCGGAUUGGUUUCCACAGCCUGUUGUUGGCAUUGGCGGAGUAAAUUCCUGACAGCACUAUUGCCAAUCUCCCGGUAUUGUGAGUUUCCUAAUACUGUAUCAAGAUACGGCAAUUGUGCGCUAAUCACUAUAUUUGAAAAAAUUCAUAGCCUAUAAAAAAAAUGUCAGCGUGACGUCAGACAGCGACAAUAUUGAUUCUUGUUUCGUAUCGAUAAUGUACGGCAAGACUUGAAGGCAAAGUCACCAGUGGAUCAGUAUUGAUAAGUUGUGCAGAAAUUUCCAAUUGCGUAAUACUAUCUUAGAAUACGGUGAUUGCGUGAAUAUUUUUUAUACAUCUUGGAUCAAUAUUUAUGUCAUUGCAACAUAAAGUCGUAUCAAGAUACUGCCUCACCAAAUAGGAGCUGAUGUUUAUCAAUCUAUUGGCUGGCUUCACAAUGUGUUAAAAAAGUGAAUGGAGGAAGUUGUUUAUGUCAGACGACUAAUAUUUGUUCAGAUCUAACGAUAAGAUAUAGUUAUUUUGUCCCACACUUUACUUGAUGGACUGCGACAAUAUCUUUGAAAAGCACUGCUGUUGUCCAAAUGAAGCUCCUUAACUCACCUCAAAGAUAGUAGCCAACACAACUCAAAUGAAGCUCCUCAACUGAAUAGCCAAAUUGCGCAACACUUGUCAGUAUUGGUAUCAAUUAGAUUUUCUCUGUUCGUGAUAUGCUAUCAUGAUAACUUGCAGUGGCUGCAUCAGAGCCGUAACAGCAGAUGGUAUUUAUUCGCCAGUGCCUUUUUAUACACAACUGAGAAAACAGGCCAGGAGAACCUUUACACUCUUUCUGCCUUUUCUGGCAUUCCUGUACCACAUGGCCACCGUCCUGCUUUUGUUACGGCUCUGAUAUUUAUCUCUGACACAAAUCUCACAAACAUCUCUGCCGUCAAAGAACAUUUUUCCCGCUGGUGCCUUCAACACAGAACCCAGUGCAUAUUGCCGGCACAGCUCCGGCAUCAACACAACACAACAGAACUUCUACCAGCCAAACGGUGAUUUGCACUCGGAAGGCGGAAAAUGUCUUUAUUUUAUUGUUUGCUUUUAAACAUACUGGAGGGAGGGGUCAGCCUGCUCUCACCGUUAGGAUUGUACAUUGCACUUUUUGAUCUCUUUUUACCUGACACGCCAGAUAUUUUUCUACUUUUUUAAUACACACGAGCAUUUCCCACUCAAAGCAAUACCGCUGACUCCUCCAGUUCGGAGUACCCUCACAUCCAUUCCAGUCUGUUGACAUGUGGCCAAAGAGAAUGUUGAGCACAUUCAAGUGUUGCUGUUGUUUAUUGACAGCCCCUUUACUUUUACAGUAUUCUUUUUUGUCCCCCCCCCCCCCUCCCCAUAACCUCGUUCUACAUUGAUGGCAGCUUCCUAAUCUGAUGCAGUCUGAUUUCAAUCACGCCAUUGCCUUUACUUUGCUUUCCACACUGUAAAUGAAGAAGCAAAUGACCAAAAAGGGGUCUGUGUGGCACUUUUGAAAAGGAACGAUCAAAUGUUUUUAUUUCACCCUCGUCUGUGCCUUCUAUAUAAAAUAUACACUGUGUAUAUAAAAUCUGUAAAUACAUAUUGUUCCAAUGUUAUGCACUUUUGUAUGACAUUUUAAAUACCCAACAAGAACAUAAGCUGUGUUCCACAGUACGUAGAUUGUAAUGUGAUUUAGAUCAGGGUUUGGAUGAUUGUCUCUUUCCGGGGCUUUGGAUCAUGACACACUUUUCUUUUUGUCUGAAUGACAAAGCCUACAAAAAAAAAAAAAACCAUGUAUCACAUCAUUCAACUUUUGUACAUUUAACUUAAUAAAUCAAAUGUUCAAGUCAA